This is a messenger RNA of Cryptococcus wingfieldii CBS 7118, 1680 nucleotides long. RefSeq lists its product as hypothetical. The record is from RefSeq and is a predicted model, not a curated record. Lineage: Eukaryota; Fungi; Basidiomycota; Tremellomycetes; Tremellales; Cryptococcaceae. The transcript is spliced from 5 exons. The coding region runs from base 1 to 1680 and encodes 559 amino acids. Gene Ontology annotation, biological process: protein N-linked glycosylation. Gene Ontology annotation, cellular component: endoplasmic reticulum membrane. Gene Ontology annotation, molecular function: alpha-1,6-mannosyltransferase activity.
AUGCCAGCCCCGCCCCCUUCGCCCCUCCCACCAAACAGGAAAUCGCUCACCCUCCUCCUCUCCUCCCUCCCCUUCCUCAUCACUUUCACCCACAUCUUCCUCUCGCCCUAUACCAAAGUCGAAGAGAGCUUUACGCUGCAUGCUGUCCACGAUGUGCUUGCGUACGGCUUUUGGGAUCAUAUCACGUUUCCUGGUGCUGUGCCGAGGUCGUUCCUCCCGCCUAUACUACUCGGCUUGAUAACAUACCCUUUCUCUGCCCUCUUUGUGGCUCUCGGUGUAAUCAAGACCAAGAUCGGCGUUCAGUUACUCAUCCGUCUCAUCCUCGCCUCCUUCUUCUCACUCUCAUUUAACCACCUCGCCGCAAGUUUGCAGAUUGUAUACGGUACUCCAUCCCGUGUAUGGUUUACUCUUCUAAGCUUGGGAACUUUCCACACUUCUUAUUAUGCGGGAAGGACGUUGCCCAACUUUACGGCUCUUCCUGGUGUGUUAUGGAGCAUCUCUCAGGUUAUUCGCUCAGAAUCUUCCCCCACUGCGAAAGAAGGCCAAACGCAACUGCGCAACGCAAUCAUAAUCCUCACAGCGCUCGCGACUAUUGUCCGCCUCGAGCUCGCCUUGUUUGUGUUACCCCUUGCUUUGAGCUUGGUAGUACUCCAACGGGCAACAAUCGGUCAAGUAAUCCAAUGGGGUCUCAUUGGAGGCUUUGGUUCCCUGGCCAUCACAUCUCCCAUCGAUUACACUCUCUGGCUCCCAGCCCUCUCCCACCCAGACUUCCCCUUCAAUUCCCCAUCCCAGCUACUCUGGCCCGAGCUUUCAUCCAUUAUCUACAACGCUCUCGAAGGCCACUCUGAAGAAUGGGGCAUCAUGCCCUUCCACUACUACUUUACAAACUCUAUCCCCAAACUGCUUGUCGGCAACUUUGCCUUGGUCGGGCUUGCCGGCGGGCUCUGGGCAUCUGCUAGAGUAGGAGGUCAAAAGUUGAUGCGACAAGUGGGGUGCUGGGAUAAGAGUCGUGCUGGACGAGGUGUCGGGCGGUUACUGACCGUCUGGGGCUUGAGUAUCAGCAGUGUCCUCGUUGGCCUGAGCGCACUGGGCCAUAAAGAAUGGCGCUUCAUCCUCCCCAUCCUGCCCAUCUUACACAUCAUCUCCGCCCUAUCGGCUUCUAACCUCUGGUCACUUCCUCCGCCUUCAUCCUACCUCCGCCCCCUUGCUCGACUCGCCGUCUUGGGCCUGCUGGCGGUCAAUUUGCUGGCUACAGGUGUGAUGACGUUUUUGAGUGUCAACAAUUACCCUGGAGGGGAAGUGUGGCAAGCGUUAGAAGCGGCCGGUGUGGCGGAAGGGGAAAAGAUAUGGUUCCCUUCGUACCCUUUGCAAACGGGCGCGACGCUGUUUACGUUUACGCACGACCAUGCUGCCGGGCAGGGGCUUGCCUUUUGGCCUGCUUUACCGGCGGCGGAAGAGCCGAGGUGGGUGUAUGACAAGAGUGAAGGAGUGAAUUUGAGUAAUUCGGAGUGGAUGGACGGGGUGGACUUUGUGGUGACAGGUGAUUGGGCUGGAUUGACAGAGGAUGGCUGGGAGAUGGUGGCUGAGGUGGGAGGGUUAGAGGGCGUUGGCAAAGCACCGGGUCAAUACAAGGUAGAGGCGAGAUGGGGCAGAAAGCUGGCCAUCCUCAAGAAAGAUUAA